This is a messenger RNA of Malania oleifera, 531 nucleotides long. RefSeq lists its product as uncharacterized. The coding region runs from base 1 to 531 and encodes 176 amino acids. The record is from RefSeq and is a predicted model, not a curated record. NCBI's taxonomy places the organism in Eukaryota, Viridiplantae, Streptophyta, Magnoliopsida, Santalales, Ximeniaceae. The transcript is spliced from 3 exons.
AUGUUGCGGGGUAUAGCCCGGCAAGUCAAAGUUGAAACGAGGAAGGAUCCGACAAAGCAGAAAUAUCCACCUGAAAUAAAGGAGAUCUUGGUUGUACUCAACUACACAGACGAGCAGAAGGUCUGUUAUGCUGCAUUUAAGAUGACCGCAGAUGCAAAACGUUGGUGGCUUUCUGGGAAGCUACUGGAGGAGCAAAGAUUCGGAAAUAUGACAGUCGAAGAAUAUGAGGUCAAGUUUGUUGAAUUGUCACGUUUUGCUCCAUUCCUGAUUCCAAAUGAAGUAAGGAAGGUCAGGAAAUUUAAAAAAGGCUUAAGACACAGAAUUUAUGAACUAGUGGUGGGAUUCCAAGUUCAUAAUUUCUCGGAUUUGGUAGAUAACACUUCGGUGCUGGAGAAGGGCAUCCAAAGUAGCACAGAGCCUGCAGAGCAAAAGAAGAGGCCUGCACCAUCUAGUUUUCAAGCUGAGGCCAUUCAGAGAUCAGGAAAGAAAUGGAAAGAUGCGGUCAGCUCGAGGCAGGAGAUAGAAGAUUAG